Molecule: messenger RNA, 2661 nt
Organism: Rosa rugosa (rugosa rose)
Lineage: Eukaryota; Viridiplantae; Streptophyta; Magnoliopsida; Rosales; Rosaceae
Product: auxin response factor 18-like
Exons: 4
Coding region: 359-2383 (674 amino acids)
Biological process (GO): regulation of DNA-templated transcription; response to hormone
Cellular component (GO): nucleus
Molecular function (GO): protein binding; DNA binding
Source: RefSeq, a predicted model, not a curated record
UCCCUUGUCGUCUAAAUCUCUCUUCCACACUCCAAACACAGUCUGCUCUGGUCGGCAACGAAGCUUCACCCUUCAGUCAGUCACUCUCUCUCUUUUUAGAGAAUGAGUUGUUCACUUGUUUAACGCGCUUCUGUAGUUCAGAACUCAUUCACAAACCAGCCCUUAAAGCAGUUCACACUCUCAAAAGUCACACCAACCAAACCCAUCAAAGAUUUUGGUUCUUACCUUUGGAGUUUGGACUUCAUAUAUCACUGGGAAUUCCAAAUCCUUGGUGGAGUUUUCAUCUCUCUUAUUUCAGAGCCUUGCCUUGAAACAGAGCUGCAUUUUUACUGAGAAAAGCAAUAAGCUUUGAGAAACUAUGAUUACUAUAAUGAAUUCUGUGAGGGAGCCAAUGAAGAACAACAGCAACAACUCAGAGAAAGGUUUGGAUUCUCAGUUCUGGCAUGCCUGUGCUGGUGGCAUGGUUCAAAUGCCACCUAUUAACUCUAAGGUCUUCUACUUCCCUCAAGGGCAUGCAGAGUAUGCCCAAGGGGAUGUGGAUUUUGGGAAUUCUCGAAUUCCAGCACUCAUUCUUUCUAGGAUAUCUGCUAUUAGGUACAUGGCAGAUCCUGAAACCGAUGAGGUUUAUGCGAAAAUGAGGCUGGUUCCGGUGAGAGAGAGUGGUUUUGAUUUUGAGGAUGAUGGGGUUGUGGGGAAUAACAAUGGAGUAGUUGAGAAUCCUGAGAAACCCACAUCUUUUGCUAAGACUUUGACUCAAUCUGAUGCUAACAAUGGGGGAGGGUUCUCUGUGCCUCGCUUCUGCGCAGAGACUAUCUUUCCGCGCUUGGAUUACUCGGCUGAGCCUCCGGUUCAGACCAUUCUUGCAAAGGAUGUGCAUGGUGAGAUUUGGAAGUUUAGGCAUAUCUAUAGAGGUACUCCUCGUCGUCACCUUUUGACAACGGGAUGGAGUAAUUUUGUGAACAAUAAAAAGCUUGUUGCUGGGGAUUCGAUUGUGUUUUUCCGAGCAGAAAAUGGGGAUCUUUGUGUGGGGAUUAGGAGGGCUAAAAGGGGGAUUGGUGGUGGACCUGAGUACCCUUGUGGAUGGAACACUCCAUCUGGAAAUUCUUGCUUUCAGUAUGGUGGUUAUUCUGGCUUUUCAAGGGAGAAUGGAAACAAGUCAAUGGAGAAAAAUUCUAGUGGGACUACGAGAGGAAGAGUCAGGGCUGAACAUGUUAUAGAAGCUGCAACUCUUGCUGUCAGUGGCCAGCCCUUUGAGGUUGUGUACUAUCCACGUGCAAGCACACCGGAGUUUUGUGUUAAGGCCUCAUCUGUGAGAGCUGCAAUGCAAAUUCGCUGGUGCUCGGGAAUAAGGUUCAAAAUGCCUUUUGAAACUGAGGAUUCUUCUCGGAUAAGCUGGUUCAUGGGAACCAUAUCUUCUGUUCAUCAUGCAGAUCCCCGUUGGCCUGAUUCUCCAUGGCGCAUAUUACAGGUUGCAUGGGAUGAGCCAGAUCUGCUCCAAAAUGUGAGAUGUGUUAGUCCAUGGUUGGUCGAAUUGGUAUCAAGCAUACCAGCUAUCGAUCUCUCUCCCUACUCGCCUCCAAGAAAGAAGUUGCGGCUUCAACAGAACCCAGAUUAUUCUCUUAUUGGCCAACUGCCAAUGCCAUCUGUUUACGGCAACUUCCUAAAUUCCAGCAACACUUUAUAUCAUUUAUCAGACAACAUUCCUGCAGGCAUACAGGGAGCCAGGCAAGCUCAUUUUGGACUAUCUUCAUCGAAUCUUUUCAACAAACGGCACUCAGGUCUAAUUCCAGUUGGCUUUCAGCAACUUGGUCAUGUUGUCCCUCCUGGAAUCCCUGGAGGUAACUUCAUGCGCAUUGCUGAAACCAAUGAGGACAGCCCUUGCUGCGUUACCGAGGGUAUUCCUUACCACAAUUUAAAGGAUAAUGACGAGAUAAAGACACCUCACAUAUUCUUGUUCGGACAGCUAAUUGUUUUGGGGCAGCAGAUGUCAAAGAGUUCCUCUGGUGAUGAUAGUUCAUCAGAUCCAGAGAAAACAGGAAAUGCUUCUGAUGGCUCUGGUUCUGCAUUACAUCGCAACGGUUCAGUGGAAAAUUGCUCUGAUGGAGGGUCUCCCUGGGACAAAGACCACCAGAAAAGUGACCACAACUUGGAGACUGGUCUUUGCAAAGUGUAUGUUGAAUCUGGAGAUGCGGGGACCCUUGAUCUCUCAGUCUUUAGAUCAUACCAAGAAUUGUACCGAAAGCUGGCCAACAUGUUUGGCAAAGAAAAUUCAGAGAUGCUGAGUAAUGUACUGUACCGGGAUGCAACAGGUGCUGUUAGACACACUGGAGAUGAACCCUUCAGUGAGUUUUUGAAGACAGCAAGGGGACUUUAUAUGGCAUGAUGUCUACAACUGCAAUGCUUGCCUUGAAGACCAAUGAAACUGGAAGAUACCAUAGAAGUAUAUAAAUAAACUUCUCCGGUGUUUCUUCUCUAUGGUUUCGUCGUCAGUAAACAAAGUUUAGUGAUUCAGGCAGUGACAUUGAAGAAUGAUUGAGAAUUAGAAACUCUCCCUUAUUAACAUUUUGUACAGUUGCAUUUCUUCCUUCUUGUGUUGCUGUUUUAACUUUUUGUACUAAAACUCUUGGGAAAUCCCACCCCACUAAAUUGUGGUUUACUUUA